AUGGCGGGCUCAAUGCAUCUAUCGCGACUCCGGAAUUGGUUCCUCGCCUCUCCGCCGGUCGAGUUCGCGAUUAACAGCCUCAAGGAGCUGCUGGUCGGCGCGCUCCGCCAAGGUCCCAUCCCCCAACAUGUCGCCUUUGUGAUGGACGGAAACAGACGAUUUGCUAGGUCACAUGGAAUCGAGACCGUUGAAGGCCAUAACCUGGGAUUCGAGGCUUUGGCAAGGAUCCUGGAAGUCUGCUAUAAAAGUGGUGUUAAGGUUGUUACCAUCUACGCAUUCAGCAUCGAGAAUUUCAAGCGCUCCAAGUUCGAGGUCGACGCACUCAUGGAUAUGGCCAAGGUGAAGCUGUCACAAAUGGCACAGCAUGGAGAUCUUCUGGAUCGAUAUGGGGCCAAGGUCCGCGUUUUGGGUCGACUUGACCUUCUCAAACCCGAUGUCCUGGCUGCUGUCAACAAAGCUGUCGACCUCACCAGUCGCAACGGCGACCGCGUCCUGAACAUUUGCUUCCCCUACACCUCUCGCGACGAAAUCACCACCGCUAUUCGUGACACCGUUGAGGAUUACAGCACUCCUCUCCACCCUGAGAAUGGUCAUACCCGGACACCGUUCUCCGAAUCUCAUAUCGUGCAUAAUAUCCGAGUCCAAACCCUCGGGUCUAAGACACAGGAUACCCAGAGUGACUCGGAGUCGACAUCGACCGAAUCAACCGAAUCGCCCGGCCAAGAGGAUGACACCAUUUUGCGGAACGACCACGCCAACCGAGUCUACGAGUCUGGAUCAUCCUUUUCGUCUUCUACAACUCUACACCUCGGUCAGCAGGAUGCGCAGCAUCUCAAGACUAUCGUACAGGGCAAGUCAUCUGAUGGUGAAAGCCAUGCCUUUACCUCCCCUGAGACCAUUUCCCGCCAGACACUUUCUGGCCACAUGUUAACCAAGGGUACUCCGCCUUUGGAUCUCCUCGUUCGCACCUCCGGUGUGGAACGUUUGAGUGAUUUCAUGCUCUGGCAAUGUCACGAGAAUACGGAAAUUGUCUUCCUCGAUGUUAUGUGGCCCGAGUUCGACCUGUGGCACUUCAUGCCCGUGAUGCUUGGCUGGCAACGACGCAUCUCCAAAUCCCGCCAGAACCCAGACGCGGAGGGCAACUUUGCCGGUGACGGUCUAGAGUCCAGUGAAGAAGGCCUGGACAACCAGAUCCUACGACAGGGCAAAGUAAAGAUGGUAUAG
Messenger RNA from Penicillium atrosanguineum, 1224 nucleotides. Its product is annotated as undecaprenyl diphosphate synthase family protein. The transcript has 2 exons. Gene Ontology annotation, cellular component: endoplasmic reticulum; lipid droplet; dehydrodolichyl diphosphate synthase complex. Bases 1 to 1224 code for a protein of 407 amino acids. Gene Ontology annotation, molecular function: ditrans,polycis-polyprenyl diphosphate synthase [(2E,6E)-farnesyl diphosphate specific] activity. NCBI's taxonomy places the organism in Eukaryota, Fungi, Ascomycota, Eurotiomycetes, Eurotiales, Aspergillaceae. The record is from RefSeq and is a predicted model, not a curated record.